AUGACCGACCUGAAGCCGAUUCAAGCCGAAACACACCGCCCCUUUGUGCUAAUCGUCUGUCACUCCUUAACGGGACACCUCUCUCCCCUAAUCCGCAUAGCUACAGCCCUUCAUGCAUUAGGCUGGGAGACCUUCUUCUUAGGACCGACCGCGCACCGUCGAGGUAUAGAAGCGACCGGCGCCGUUUUUUUGCCUUUACGAGAAGAUGCCGACCUCGACGAUAAGGCGUAUUAUGAAAACCCACCUUUUCCUGAAUACGCAGCACUGCACUGGGCUGACCGCGUGCUGGUUGAUCUGCGCAAGCAGUGUCUUGACCCUCUUCCUACGCAAUGGUCCUGCUUCGUAGACGCCUUGAGAGUAUUGCAGACUCGUGAUCCGGAGCGCAAGAUUAUCUUAUUAGCCGAGGCGUUCUUCUAUGGUACUUUACCGCUGUUCUAUGGCGCAUCACUUCCCCAUGAUUUGAAAUUGGAAGAAAUUCUGUUGGGAUCAUUGUGCGUAUCGGUGACUAUACCUGCGAUCCGUAGUGUCGACUUACCGCCUGCUGGGUAUCCCUUCCCCUUUGACUCGUCACCAGACGGCCGCGUGCGUAACGCAAAUCUUUGGGAAAGAAGUUGGGAGCGCAAAACCAGCUACCUAGCCGCACUCUUAGUCACUAAGAUGCGCGAGGCGGGUGCUGAUCGCUGCGUCGAUGAAAUAUUCCUCUCAGGCGCAAAUUAUCUGUGCCAUGAUACUAUCCUACAGCUUGGCGUUCCUGGGUUUGAAUAUCCACGCAGCGAUUGGCCUCCUGGCUUCAAGUUUGCAGGGCUAGUACAAGGCCCGCCACCGAGUUGCAAAUCCGGAGAACAGCCAUCCUCUCCUUCUCCUGCUCCUGCUCAUCCGCGUCGCGCCGCAAAAAAGAAGGUUAUCGUCGUCGCGCAAGGUACCGUAGAGAUAAACCCCUACGAUUUGAUCGUACCUACACUGCGUGCCUUCGCUAACCGGUCGGACGUGCUGGUUGUUGCCAUUCUCGGGUGGAAGGAUGCCAACCUAUCUAGCUACGGUGUCGAUAUUGAGAUUCCGGUUAACGCUCGUAUUGCUAACUACCUUUCGUACGAUGCGGCACUAGCCCACGCUAACGUAUGGAUACAUAACGCGGGAUUCGGCGCUGUGAACCAUGGUAUUGCGAACGGGGUCCCCAUGGUAGUCGCGGGCGAAGGAAUGGAUAAAACGGAAAACUCGCGACGAGUAGCCUGGUCCGGGAUCGGAAUCGACCUUGGUUGCGCGAAACCAUCAGUUGAGCAGGUUAGAGGGGGCGUUGAACGCGUGCUAGAAGAUGAACGGUUUACAGAACGUGUGCGGGAGCUACGGAAACAAAGCCAGGAGAUAAACUGCUUCGAUAUGGUUCACAGUGAACUAGUUAGGAUAAUGAAAACACGGCCUGGCAUUAAGCAACGGGGUCUAGAAUCUUAA
This is a messenger RNA of Daldinia childiae, 1449 nucleotides long. RefSeq names its product 4'-demethylrebeccamycin synthase. The record is from RefSeq and is a predicted model, not a curated record. The coding region runs from base 1 to 1449 and encodes 482 amino acids. Gene Ontology annotation, molecular function: UDP-glycosyltransferase activity. Lineage: Eukaryota; Fungi; Ascomycota; Sordariomycetes; Xylariales; Hypoxylaceae. The transcript has 2 exons.